Molecule: messenger RNA, 1070 nt
Organism: Cokeromyces recurvatus
Lineage: Eukaryota; Fungi; Mucoromycota; Mucoromycetes; Mucorales; Mucoraceae
Product: checkpoint protein Hus1/Mec3
Exons: 7
Coding region: 109-990 (293 amino acids)
Biological process (GO): double-strand break repair via homologous recombination; mitotic DNA replication checkpoint signaling; meiotic DNA integrity checkpoint signaling
Cellular component (GO): checkpoint clamp complex; site of double-strand break; nucleolus
Source: RefSeq, a predicted model, not a curated record
AAAAAACAUACGCAAAUCGUGCGGAAUCUUAAAACAGUAAUUUAGCUUCAUAGUUGGGAUUUGCACAAUAAACACUUUUAUUUUUUACAUUUAUAAAAGAAAAAAGAAAUGAGAUUCAAGGCUACUUUAAAUAAUCCUGUUGGCUUACAUAAGCUCGGACAAACUAUGGAAAAGUUGGGUGCAACUUGUAUUGCUUCCUUUUCACCUAAUUUACUCCGGUUUAUAACUUAUCAUGAACACAUUGUUGGAAUUCAAGCUUGGACUAAAAUGCAACCUACUUCCAUGUUUUCUGAAUAUCGCUUAGAAUCUAUGCACGAUAAUGAAGUCAAUUUUACUUUUUUCCUAAACGAUUUGCUUCUUAUUACUAAAGAUUUGGCUGAUUCAACUCGUAUUGAAGUAUCUUUAAAAAGACGAAAUCAACAAUCUUAUUUAUAUUUUAAAUGGUCAUCAGAGAACUUUAAAGGAUCUGUUGUUAACGAGUUAAAGGAAUUACCUAUAGCACUUGUUACGCAAAGUAGAGUUGCAUUGAUUAAAGAACCAGUUACUAUUCGUAGACCUGACACCUAUAUUUUAUUGCCACCACUGACUUCUUUAAAACCUACAGCAGAACGAUUCAAAUCGCUAGGCAAAUUCAUUGUUCUUUCAGCCAAUAUGAAUGGAGUUUUCAAAAUGGAAAUAGAGAGUUCUUAUGCCUUAUGUAGCGCACAGUAUGAAAACUUAACUAAUCCACGUUUAGCUGGACAUAGCAUUGAAAAUAGAAAUGUUGAUGAGUUCUCAUCAGUACGAAUAAAAAGUGAAGACUUUGUGAGCUUUCUAAAUUGUUAUUAUUUGGAACCAGAUGAUGUUAUCUGUACAAUUGCAGAUGAAACCCAACUUACCUUUUUGGUUUACCUAACAAUUGAUACAUAUCAAAAUGAAGAUGCGCCUAUUCGAUCUAUUCAUCCUACACAAUGUAAACUUACUUGUCAUUUACCAAUUUACUUAGAAUAGCGGUAAUUGAAAAAAAAAGUUUUUAUUAUUAUUCUUAUUACUGCUUCAUUUAUUUCUGCUUUUUUUUUUUUUUUUUUUUU